AACAUGUCACUCAGACUUACUGUUUGUUCGCGUACUGAAAACUGCGCUUGCGUAAACACAUUUUCACGCGGAACCCCUCGGCAAAUUCACACGAACGUUUUUCGUAAUGUAGACUUUAUGGCAUUGUUUAACCCUAGGGUGAUCAUGCAUGACAGUGUCACUAGUUUAUAUUUAAUAUAAUUCUCGUCGCAACUUUAGACCUUUGCCAUCAUCUUGUUUUUUUCUUGUGGGAGAAGCCGGGAAACAAAUAUUUCUAAGAAUUUCUCAAAGGUCCUACAACAAGGAACAUGUGAUUCUGUCACAGAAGUUUUGUAUAUUCCUGCACAUAUUAGAAGGGAACUUUGUUUUUAAUGUAUAUUCCUUAUUUAAUUGUGAAAAGUCGUAAAUCUUGUCUAAUCGUAUGUUAAUGAAUUCGAGAAGUGCUUGUGCCGGUGUGAUUUUCUGAUCUGACAUAAGAAAAUUUUUAAAAAGUAAUGGGCGUGCAUGGAACAUUUUUCUUUGGAGUGUUAUUUGCUGUUGGAUAUAUUGGAUUAAAAUUUGCUGAUGGCGCUGAAGAUAAGAUAUAUGUACGUCUAGUAGGAGGGGAUUCGAAUGGUUCCACCGGCCGUGUGGAGGUUGCUCGGAACACUUCCGGUCCAUGGGGCAGUGUCUGUGACGAUUUAUGGACAGAGCGGGAAGCCCAGGUUGUUUGUAGAAACCUUAACUACCAGUGGGGAACGGCCCACUCUAACUCACCGUUCGGGGAAGGAUCAGGGUCCAUAUUCCUAGACAACGUCCAGUGUGCUGGGACGGAGAAUUCACUCAGUGAGUGCCAACACAACGGCUGGGGAGUACACAACUGUCGUCACUACGAGGAUGCAGGGGUGUCCUGUUAUAACAACUCAGUUCGAUUGAAAUCCAGGGGAGUAACAAAUUUGGGGACUGUGGAAAUUCGGACGGAUGCUGGCUGGGUCCAGGUUUGUGAUGACGAGUGGGAUAAGGAGGACGCGCUUGUCGUGUGUCGGGAACAAAACUUCAAUAAUGGCACAGCUCUCACAAGCUCUAAACUCGGCAAGGUCUCCAUACACGACUCCAUGCCUAAGGUGGCGUUCAGCAAUUUUCAUUGUAACGGAAACGAACCCUCUCUUCUGAAAUGUAAACACCAGAACAAAACGGAGAGAUGUAGCAACAUGAAGCGAGCAUCGGCAAUCUGCUUUAAUGGUCCAAUGAAUGAAACUUUCGACAUCAGAUUUGUCAAAACAAAUAAUAAAUCAGUCAAUACGGUUUGGGGAGAAAUAAGUGUGCGCAGACAUGGAGUAUGGGGUCAAGUUUGCGGGUCAACGGACUGGGACGAUGCAGCAGCUAAUGUUUCCUGUCGCCAGAUGGGAUUCCUUGGCGGAGUAGCUUACGGAACAGUAAACGAGACACUGCGGCCGAUCUGGAUUACUAAGCUUAAUUGUACAGGAAACGAAACGUCACUGGAGCAGUGUGUGAAAGAUCCCGACUCCUGGGGCCAUCCUGUGCACUCGUGUAGACCGGCUUAUGCCCUUUGUUUCCGAAAAAGUAUAAAUGCGACCCUGGUAGAUGGCGGCUCCUAUUACGGCCGUGUUCAGAUCACCUAUGAUGGAGUCACGGGCACGGUCUGUGACGAUUCCUGGUCCUCCAGUGACGCCAGAGUGCUCUGUAAGUCUAAAGGCUAUGCAGACGGGGAACCCAUCUCCAACUCGUAUUACGGCAAAGGCAGCGGUCCUAUCAUGAUGAACGGGCUGAGCUGUUACGGCUACGAGUCCUCCAUAUUCCAAUGUCGAAACGACGGCUGGAUGACGUACGACAAGUCAGAGUGCAGCAAUCAUACAAAGGACGCCUCCGUUAUUUGUUAUAAAGACGUCCGAUUAUCUCGCGGUGACCACUCUCAUGGCGUGGUUCAGAUAAUGGACCAGUACUGGUCAGUUCUUUGUGGUGAGGGAUUCACAGACAAUGACGCCAGAGUCAUAUGUCGGGAGUUAGGAUUCCAAUACGGACGAAAUCUUCCGAAGGGAACAUUCGGAACAUUCUACGGCAGAUACUCCAGGCCAAACAUAACAUGUCAUGGAAACGAAAGCAGCAUUUUGGAUUGUAAAUACGAUCAACUGAGAAGUUGUCAGAGAGAAAACUACCUUGGAUACGCAGCUGUUUCUUGUUACAAUGGGACCCUUAAUAAAACGUUGAAGCUUCGCUUGGAGAAUGGCGCGUACGGCUACGAGAAUCAGACGGGCCGUGUGGCGGUGAUGAAGUAUGGAAUCUGGGGGAGGAUUUGUCCCAGCGCCUGGGACGACAAGGAUGCUGACGUGGUGUGUCGACAGCUGAGGUACACCGGUGGCGUUGCAUACCAGGAGACGUCCUCGGGGAGCGGUCCUUAUUUUCUGGGGGAGGUGAACUGUAAGGGUAACGAGGGGCACCUGUUCAACUGCUCAAUAGGGGUGGAGGAGUGUGAUUCACAAUACUCCAUGGGAUCCGCCGGGGUACUCUGCUACAGACAGAGAAAACCACAGCUCCGCCUGGUGGGGGGAACACACAACACUGGACGGCUGGAGAUAAUCAUGGAUGACGAGGUGGGGACGAUUUGUGACCAGGGUUGGUCACGCUAUGACGCCACCGUGGCCUGUAGGCAGCUCGGCUUCACUGGCGGCGAAUUCAGAAGAGGGUUACCUGGGCCUAACGUGACAAAGUUCCUCUCCAGUAUGAAUUGCUUUGGCUCCGAGUCCAGCAUAUUUAUGUGUAGAAAUCCGGGCUGGAAACAGAACAUACCUACGGACUGUUUAGAAGCCAACCGUAACGCCGGAGUCUUCUGUUAUAACAACGUACGUAUUAGUAGCGGACAGACGGAAGAUAAUGCAACCACUGGACAAGUGGAAAUGUAUGUGCGUGGUAACUGGGUUACGGUCUGCGCAGACGGAUUUGAUGAAAAUGAUGCUCAAGUCGUCUGCCGAGAACUCGGUUUUGGCAACAGCAAGACACUCGUUCCCGGAGCCUUUGGUUCCAAAUACUACACCAACUCCAUUCUAAACCUGAAUUGCACUGGUACAGAGGCAACAGUGAAGCAGUGUUCAUUUACAGAAGGGACAUGCGCACAAAGAUCUUACAACUACGCCAGUGUUAUAUGCUCCAAGUAUUCAAUGGCGAGAGAACAGGUAGACCUGCUGCCGAGAGAGGAAUUCCCCGACACUCUGCUUGUUGAGAAGUUCGGAAUACAGGGUACGAUCUGUGCGGAAAACUGGGACGAAAAGGCUGCUACAGUGGCCUGUCGACAAUUAGGUUACACCGGUGGCGUGCCGUUCGGACCUCGUUACUACAGCUCGCGAACUCCGAUCUGGCUGUCCAGUGUUAACUGUACCGGUGAAGAAAAGAACAUCAACGACUGUAGUAAAGCCGCAGCCCCAGUCAGUCAAACCUGUCUGUCCAGCAGACUCGCCGCCAGGGUCUUCUGCUACAACGGAAAUGGUUUUAGCAUUCGUUUGGCGGGGACGGGGAACAGCUAUAGCGGCCGUGUUGAGAUAUCUUAUAACGGUGUCUGGGGAACAAUCUGUGAUUCCUACUGGAACAACAAUGACGCCAGAGUUGUUUGUCGUCAGCUGGGCUUCGUCGAUGGCGUCGCUCAGCCAAGAGGGAAAUAUGGCGAGGGAGAGGGCCCGUCAUGGCUCUACUAUGUACGAUGUGACGGUAAUGAAAAGUCCAUAUGGGAAUGCAGCAACAGUGGCUGGAAUGUGACCCAUACUUCCUGCAGGACCCACGAGUAUGAUGCCGGGGUGUAUUGUACUGGACAAGUACGACUUGAACCCAACAUCACCUUUGGUGCUGUUGAAAUCUGGCAAGACACCCAGUAUGCUUUGGUAUGUGCGGACGGGUUUGAUGACACUGAUGCCAAAGUUGUAUGUCAUUCCCUAGGGUAUAGAAAUGGCAUCAGUAUCUGUUGCUCAGUGUUUGGCGAUAUGCCAGAUUACGAGAUAUCUAUUAAUAACGUCCAAUGUAGCGGACAAGAAUCCUCCAUUCUGCAGUGUGACUACUCAAAGAAUGCAGACGGAUGUCGCAGCAAACGGUACGCCUCCGUCGCCUGCUCAAACGCAGCAUCCAGUGGAGCAUACGAACUCCGUCUGUCAGAGGAUAACAAAGGUGUUGUACAGGUUCGACACCUCAACGUUUGGGGCUCCAUAUGUUCGGACGGGUUCGACAACAAGGAUGCCAAAGUUGUGUGCCGUGAAUUGGGGUAUCAGGACGGGUUUUCUUACUACGAACACGAUUUCACCAAACGCCGACUUAGCUUACCUUGGUUGUCUAACCUUAACUGUACAGGCAAUGAAGGCUACAUAGCUCGCUGUGGUAACAUUCGCUGGGGAAACGUAGGCAACUGCUCACAGGACACAAAGGCUGCUGUCUAUUGCUUAGAAAAUGCCAACAUACCAAUUCGCCUCAUAAACGGCUCAAAUGCCUCCUCAGGCCGUGUGGAAAUAUCGAUCAACAACCAGUGGGGAACUAUUUGUGGGUCGGGCUUUUGGGACGAUGAGGAUGCCACAGUUCUCUGCCGGAUGCUGAACCACACAAGCGGGCGUGCCCUGCGGUACGGACAAUUUGGCGCAGGUGAUGGACCAAUCUGGAUCGCGUAUCUCCGCUGUCAAGGUGACGAGGAAUCCAUCUUUAAUUGUCCUAUGUCAUUUAACGAACAGCGGUCGACUUUAAGUGGAAUGUUUAUACCAAGGGGUGGUAACCGACAUAUGUGUUUUUCCCAUAACUCGGAUGCAGCUGUUCAAUGUUAUGAUUCAGUCCGUCUUGUGGAUUCUAAAGACGUUUUCUACGGUCGUCUGGAAAUGUACGUUAACAAAACGUUCACUAGUGUUUGUGACGAAGGCUUUACAGAUCGCUCUGCUAAAGUUGCUUGUAACAUCCUGGGCUUCCCUUACGGCAAGAAGCAGUGCUGCUCGGCCCUCGGUCCACACCCAGUAGAUGACAUCACCGUGACUAACGUACAAUGUCGUGGUACGGAGAGAAGUCUGGAUCAGUGUUACCACCAGUCAACAGCUCACAUCAAGUGUAGAAGUGGAAAAUAUGUCUCGGUGUAUUGUUCCAAAGACCAGAUUGUCUCAAAAGAGCUGCAGGUGAGAAUACGAGAGGAAGAGAAAUAUUAUGGAUCAGUGGAAGCAAACGAGUAUGGCUUUUGGAGCCCCGUAUGUAACGUGGACUGGGACGAUCACGACGCAAACGUCACGUGCCGACAGAUGAACUUUUACGGAGGUGUAGCAUUUAGGGGUUCGUCAAGACUGACAACCCCUAUAUCUGUUGGGAGGUUUAACUGUAGUGGUACAGAACAAAGAUUAAAGGAUUGUCCACACAAGAAAUUUGAAGAGGAUCUUGGUUGUUCCGAAAGAAUUGAGGGUCGCUUUACAAGAACAUCUGCAGGCGUGUUAUGUUAUCAGGAUCCGAAUGGAGUAAAAUUUCGCAUUGCUGGAGACGGAAAGAGCGGUAUUGUUGAAGUUUUGUUUAAUGGGAAAUGGGGGCGUGUCUGUAACCGGCGCUGGGACGACAAAGACGCACGAGUGUUCUGUCGAUCAAUAGGGCGUGGCUUUAUUGAUGGGGAGGCUGGACCCGCCCCUGACAGGAGCAACACGGAGUAUGUGUGGAUUGACUACGUGGAUUGUGAGGGAGAUGAGAAGGGGUUGUUGCAGUGUAAUCUACACUGGGACCCUGAUUACUCACAAUGUCAAGACGCCACAGUUAUCUGUAUGGACAACGUUCGUCUGGAUAAGGGAGAUAAACAGAGUCAUGGUGUGGUUCAAGUUUAUAUGGAGGAAAACUGGGGAACUGUGUGCGGUCAUUUGUGGUCAGAUGUCGACAUACGCGUGACAUGCAGACAGCUUGGAUAUGAUCACGGAUUGUCCGUUUGUUGCGGUGCCUAUGGUUACAGUUAUGACACAGGCGUCAUUGACAAAGUCAACUGUAAAGGAAAUGAGAAAAGCCUUCUCAACUGCACAAAACAACCACCCGUAGCGGCCUGCCACCAAGACUACGCUGCCGUGGCUUGUUACAAUGGACAGCUUCCCUCAAAUGAUGAAUACAGCUUGGGAAUAUCUGGCUCAAGCAAUAACUCGGGCUCUUUGGAAGUGACGUAUCUCAACAUUUCCGGUCGUAUUUGCGCCGACGAUUGGGACGAGAAAGAUGCCACAGUUGCCUGUCGACAAAUGGGAUACGUGAAAGGUUUGCCAUACAAACAUAAGAUACUAUUUGCUAAAGGAAGUCCGAUAUGGGCGACUAAGCUGAACUGUACGGGAAGUGAAUACAAACUUUCCCAGUGUCCAAACUUUACGCUCGGCCGCGUCAAUGAUUGUAUUGAGAGAUACGAUGCAGGAGUUGUCUGUUAUUCCACUGUUGGGGUGAACUUCCGUUUGACGGGCGGAACUUCCUACUACGGGCGCGUUGAGAUGGCGGUGGACGGUGUGUGGGGAACUAUUUGUAAACGGUUUUGGGAUGAUCCUGAGGCCACCGCAUUCUGUCGAUCCCUUGGGUUUAACACAGGCUUCCCCUAUCACAAGAAUCCAGACCUAAAGGCUGACGAUCAUGUCCCUAUAUAUGAACCUAACAUGCAUUGUAGGGGUCAGGAAAACUCUUUGCUAGAUUGUCCACAUGAAGGCUGGAAACGGAACUACUCUAAAGCGUGCGGAUCUCAUGAUAUGGAUGCAACUGUACAUUGUUACAAUACAAUCAAACUAGACACAGGUAUCGGAAUAGAAACAAAACAUGGACCAGUGAUGUACUACUACAACGAUACGUGGAGUCUGAUCUGCGACAAGAAUUUUGAUGACAUGUCUGCCCGCAUUGUGUGUAAGGAGCUGGGAUUCGUCGAGGGCAAGGCCGUUUGUUGUUCAGCUUACGGUAAAACGUUUGACCCGAUCCUAACUGGGAAAUCCCUGAAAUGCCUAGGCAGAGAGAGUUCCAUCACCGAGUGUCUGACGGACGCGCCGUGUGACGCAUACGAUACGUACGCGUCAGUGAUGUGCUUCACCCCAGAAGACCUCAGGAAUGAAACCCUGAUGAAAGGAAAAUUGACGUUUGGAUUUGUAAAUCCGGAUGAUUCCACUGGGCCUCCGUCGUCGAUAUCCAGUAUAGGUGGCGUGGUGGCAGUGUCACAGUAUAAUGUCACCGGAAGAGUCUCCAGCCGUCACUGGGACGAUAAAGAGGCGGGAAUUUUCUGUCGAAACUUGGGGGCACGUUUUGGUCUCGCCUACCAGACCUCUCGCAACCCCAUUCGGUCAGACCCAGUGUUCUUUGUUAGUGACUUCAACUGCACUGGACAUGAGAUGUCGUUAGAGCAGUGUAAAUUUCAUGGCCGUUUGGAACUCGGAAACAGUUCAAUGGCUAACGCUGCUGCUGCACUCUGUUACAAUGAAUCAGGAAUAAACUACACCCUCGCCAAUGGUGGUAAGAAUUACGGUCGUGUUGAACUGGCCUUUAACAAUCAGUGGGGAACAAUUUGUGAUCUGUCCUGGGAUGACAAGGAUGCCGGCGUCUUCUGUCGAAUGAUGAACUAUUCUGAUGGGUAUGCGAUCUCUGGUGCCGAGUUUGGAGAGGGUGAAGGACCGGUGUGGCUCAGUCAUCUGGCCUGUACUGGUAAAGAAAAGUCCAUCCACGCCUGUGCCCACAGGGGAUUUAGUGACGAAGUGGUCACUACUGGAUGGAAAAAAUGUACCUCUCACAAAGAUGACGCUGGAGUUUUCUGUGUCAACAAAUUGAGGCUGAACCUUGGCUACAAGGCCUCUAUGGGAGCGGUUGAAAUUUACCAUCAAAACGAAUGGAUGACAGUUUGUGAUGACGGUUUUAAUGGACUAACGGCGCGUGUUGUCUGCCAGACAUUGGGAUACAAGGAAGGAACAGUGGUGCUAGGAUCUGCCUUUGGAGAGACGUCUAGUCCAAUCAGAGUCCGCCGUAUUGAUUGUGGUGGCAACGAAAAAGAUUUGUUCAACUGCAACUUUGAGUUCACUGAUAAAGGUGUAUGCAAAAAGUAUAUAUCGGUGUACUGCAGCAACAAUCGAAUUUACAAUACAGGAUUUAACUUGACGCUAGAUCUUGACGAUGUUCAUACUGAUACGCACGGUGAGGUUAUGAUCAACAUGAACGGAAUUUGGGGCAGCAUCUGUAUGAAAGGAUGGAGUAGAAAUGAAGCUCAAGUGGUCUGUAGGGGCUUAGGGUUCACAGGGGGAGUACCGUAUCUUGUGCCUUCCAAUGAGAAAUACAAACGUCCCAUUCUGAUGAGUGAUGUGCGGUGUACAGGGAUGGAAUCCAGUCUGAAGGAGUGUAAAUAUAACGAGUGGUAUCAGGGGAGCAGCUGUACCUACGGCGACAACCGAGCUGGAGUUCUCUGCUUCACACAACAAAAUGGCAUUCAAUACCGAUUAAGAAACUCUUCCCACGCCGACAGAGGGCGUGCUGAGAUUGUAUAUGAUGGGAAGACGGGAGGCAUCUGUAACUUCCUGUGGGACUCCAGGGAUGCAUCUGUGUUCUGCAAAAACUUAGGUUACGCUGAUGGCAUUGAGAUUGAAGGUGGACAAUUUGGUAACCCUGACGAUGUGCUAUGGUUUACCCGAGUAGGAUGCACUGGUGAAGAGGAUGAGCUGAUGAAAUGUGACCACUCGGGCUUUAAUAGUUCGGGUAAGGUCGAGUCAACAUACGAACGACUCUGUAGAAGGCGAACGAGAGAUGCAGCAGCCUGGUGCUUCAGAGAAAAAGUCGAAAUUACGAAAGUAAGGUUGGCAGGUUCCACCGCUGGUGAGGAGAACAUGGGUCGCGUGGAGGUGUUUGUUGCUGGACCCAAUGAGUGGGGAACCGUGUGUGAUGACUACUGGGACGACCGUGAUGCUACUGUCGUCUGCCAAAGUCUGGGUUAUGAGAAUGGAAUUAAGAAAAAACGAGGUGUGUUUGGGCGUGGAUCGGGUCCAAUAUGGUUGGACAAUGUGGACUGUGUUGGAACCGAGGAGGGAAUUCACAAAUGUCGUCAUAACGGCAUAAACAUACAGAACUGUAAUCACGGAGAGGAUGCCGGCGUUAUUUGUUCAGGUUUGUUAAAGACCUCGGAGCCACAGUCUGUGAGUGAGAGUGAUAGUUCAGUAGUAAUGGCUGUGACAGUCCCUAUAAUUCUUCUACUUGUGACAAUUCUAGCGAUUCUUAGUGGUUGUUAUUGGUAUCACACAAGGAGACGUGAUGACGGAAUGAAAACUGUGCUCGUGGAUAGUGAGGUCACCGAAACUAAUGAAGCCGGGGCCUCAACUUCCGCUUCCGACUCGACAGGGAGGGUAACUCUGUCUAAACUGAAAGCUACUUUCUCAAAACCAAAGGAAAAUAAAACGAAAGGUUUAGGAAAUCCAAACUAUGCCGGGUUUCAAGCACACACACCCGGCGAAUCGACGACAUAGAUAUUCUGAUCUAUCAUCUCGAAUUUAGGUGUAGAUCAAACAUAAUCAAUUCAGACGCGGAUGAAAGUUUUGUGUGGAAGGAAAAACAGACACAAAUUCAUCUUUUUAAGUCAGCAUUGUGCAGUUGUAAAUAAAAUGUGUACAUUUAUAUCAUUGUGUCAGUGCUAUUCUCCAGUGUUUCCCUCUUGUUUGGAUGUGAGUUUUAUUUUUCUAUAUUUAUAACAUUAAAAUUUUAUAAGAUA
This is a messenger RNA of Saccostrea cuccullata (small rock oyster), 9655 nucleotides long. Its product is annotated as deleted in malignant brain tumors 1 protein-like. The coding region runs from base 474 to 9413 and encodes 2979 amino acids. The record is from RefSeq and is a predicted model, not a curated record. NCBI's taxonomy places the organism in Eukaryota, Metazoa, Mollusca, Bivalvia, Ostreida, Ostreidae. The transcript is spliced from 36 exons. Gene Ontology annotation, cellular component: membrane.